CUUUAGUUUUUGUCAUUUAUUAGGCGAUGAGUGUAAUCUCACAAUAUCUUUUUGGAGAAUUCUUAGAUAUGAAUAAUUUACUUUCGCUUUAUAUUGAGCGUAGGAAGGAAGUUCUAGGUUAAAUUUGGUCCUUUGGUCUGAGUUUGGAAAUUUACGAAGACAACAUGGGAUUCUCAUAGACAUUGCUUAGUUCCUAAGACAAGUAAUUUCAAAUCUAGCAGAUCUGCAGUGAUAUGUCUGGGCUGCCAGGUGGAGGACCCCCCUUGGGGAAUAACUUUAAUUCUCUGUUGAAUGACAACCCAAUGGACAUUUUUGGUCAAGGUGGAGAUCAGCAAGGAUUAGCAGCACUUUUACAGAAUGGAGGAGGGGACGGAAUUCAAAAUCUACAGGCCUUUCUCAAUGAACAGGGAGGUGUAGGCCAAGGUCAAGGACACCAGAUGUUUAAUCCAGCAAUGGCUGGAGGUCAAGGUGAUUUUGCUGGCAUGAAUGGAAUGGGACAAAACAUUUUCAACCCUGCCAUGUUACAAGGACAAGGUCAAGGACACCAGAUGUUUAAUCCAGCAAUGGCUGGAGGUCAAGGUGAUUUUUCUGGCAUGAUGGGAAUGGGACAGAAUGUUUUCGAUCCUGCCAUGUUACAAGGACAAGGAUUUGAUGGAGGAGGUAUUGGGGGAGUGUCUGGAGGAGGGACUGACCCCAAUGUACUAAGUAACCUUCAGGGAAUGUCCGAGGAGGACCGGAAAGCUGUACUAGCUGCUAUGCAGGGAGACGGAGCGAUCCCUCAGACUGUUGACAACAGUACAUCAGGAGCAGGGGGAACUCGGAGGAUGUUUGGGGGUCACAGAUUCCGAGAAAAUCCAGGACGAAGGCCAGGCAUUUACCAGAAUCCAACUGAGAAUUUUGGACAAGAAAUCCAGCAAGAAGCGGAGAAAGCAACUGCCUGUACAGACUCUUGUGGCACUGGAACGAAUACAAUCAUCAUCCUGGACACAUCAGACAGCAUGAGGGGUGAUGGAAUAACGCAGGCCAAAGAGGCCAUACAGAAUCUGAUGUCAGAACUGGAAGGUGUCUCUAUGGACCACGGUUUGGAGGAGAAUUUGUGUGUUAUUACGUGUGGUAAUGAUACCUGUGUGGUGCAACAUCUGACAAAUGACUACCAGCUCAUCAGACAAAGCCUGGAUAGGGUCCACACACAAGGAAGCACCCCCCUUCAGCGGGCCAUAGCACUGAGUCAGGGAGCUCUCCGGCGAGCACAACAGCCAGUGAUGGAGGGCUCUCAAGCUCUACAUGCCCGGAUCAUUAUUUUUUCUGAUGGUUUUGUUACCAAUUCUUCCAAUACCCAGGGAUCCGAUUCCGUAUCUGAAGAAACCUCAAAACAGGAAACCCCUGGAGUUCUUAGCACAAUGCAAAGUAUGAUUGCAGCAAAUGGUGUUCGAUUUAUUUAUGUUCCUGUUGGGAGGCCAGACAAUACUUUUUCUGCUCAAGUUGAGGUGAUGUGGGGAGCUCGUAUUGUCCUGGCAGGUGAUGUAAAGAGUCUCGCUAAGUAUCAGAUGCAUCAGAGAGUGGCUGCCAUGGUCAAGGAAAAUAAAAAGGAAGGCCCUGUCACCAAGGAGAUGGUCCAGGCUGUAGCUCAGUCUAAAUAUCCUUCCCUUGGGGAGAGGGAUUUUGAAGCCAUUAUGGUGUUGAUUGAUGAGUCGAACAGAAGGGGUGGAGGAUUAGAUCUGAAUGAUUUGGCACAGCUUGGAAUGCCCUCCGGACCUGGGACAGGAACACCAAUCAGACCGUCCACUAAUCCCCUACUAGGAGGAGGAAUUGCAGGACUCCAGCAAGGGUUUUCAGGUCUUAAUCUUGGGGCUGGGAUCAGGCCACCAGGGACCAGACCACAAGCACCUGCCAGCUCACCCUUUAACCCACUCCAGGGAAGGGCAAAUGGUUCUUCAAAUUUCUCCUUUCCUGGGGUAUCUCAAGUCGGGGAGGGAAAAAAUGGUCGCCAUUUCUCUGAUGAAGAUUUUGCAGACACCCAGAGGCAGAUCCAAGAAAGACGAGAGGAAAUCCAAAGAAUGAGGGAGCGGGGUGAGUGGCCACCCAAGGAUACUGACACCAUGCCAUUCCAACUGCCUGGCCUAAUGGCUCGCCCAGAUAGGUCCGAGGACCCAGCAGAUGAAUCUGAAGAAAUUACACAGGAGAAAAUUAAUGAACUCUUGAAGAAAUAUGGGGGUGGACCUCCUAAGAAAGACAACUUGCCCCUCCCACUAAACCCAGGGAUAAGAGUAACCACUGGACCAAACUGGAUGUGGCGGAUGAAUGGGGUGGAGAUCAAUGAAGAAGGGAAAGUAGUCGAAUCCAAACCUGAUGAAGAGGAGAAUCCAAGUGGAGAAUUUGAUGGGUGGAUCCGAGUGAGGUGGGAUAACGGGAUCGAAGAGGAUUAUAGAUAUGGAUUGGACUAUGAGUUUGACAUUGAACCACUGAAGGGAGGGAUGGAUGCAGUGGAAUGGCCACCGGGUAAAGAGAGAAUCAUUAUAGAAGAGAAGCCCUUGGUGAAUGAUGAGGAAGACUUCCUGGAAACCAUGAGGAACCUGAUAAACACAGAUGGAGACCCUUCUCAAUCCAGCAGCUCCACAACUGACAAUUUGAAUUCACUGCUUAGAACCCCCACCCUGGGAAGUCAUGGACCUCCACCCCAGCCAGGAGAGAUCCCUUUCCUGAAUCCUAUCCAUGCCGAGGAGUAUGAACGGCUUAUACAGAAUCAGCAGUCCAAUCCUCAGAAUCUGUCAGCCAGCCAGCUUCCAAAUCAGUUUGAUGGUCCUCACUUUCCUCCUGAUAACCCACAAACUUUCUCCAGUACAGGUGUCCAGAGUCCACCAAUACCUGGUCAGACUAGCUCCAAUGUGACACACUCUAAUCAGAAUGCAGGUGGUCAGAACCCAGUGGAGACCACUGUGCAGACAGUCACUGUUACUACGGCAACUGCCUCUGUGACCAGUGUUGUCACUCCUGCAAGUUCUACUGUUAGCACUACCAGGAACAGUACAGCAGGUAUGUCUGUCAGGAACAGUACAGCAGGUAUGUCUGUCAGGAACAGUACAGCAGACAAUGAGGUGUGCUAUGUGUGGCAAUACCUGACAGUGGAAGGAAACUGGAAGUCAUAUCCCCCAGACAUCCAAAGAAAAGCAGAGACUGAGUAUCUUAAACGGAAAAACAAGGGCAGCAUUGUCAUCAACAUGGGAAAAGGAUCGGAGAGGAUUGUUUUCAAAAGCAUGGAACAGAGAAACAUUGAAAAAAACCAAAUCCUCCCAGUUCGAAGAAUCGAGGCUGAUGCAGAAAAGCUAAGAGAACUUCAGGAGAUGUGGUCAUCAAGCUAAACAGGAAGUGAUGUCAUCAAAGGCUGACUGUGACAUCUUUUAUUUUAAAGGAUGACUGUGACAUCUUUUAUUUUAAAGGAUGACUGUGACAUCUUUUAUUGUGUUACAUAAUGUGCCAUUUUAAUAGCUUUGCUGUCAUUUUUACAUUAUCAUCAUAGUACCUAUAUACAGUUACUGUGUGAAUUAUAUGUAAGUGUAAUUUAUUCACUUUUUACACCUCAUUUUUUCUUUACCUCUUUUAAAACUGGAUUGUCCCUUAGUUGCAUCUGUGAUGAAUAAUUUGUAAAUAUCAAUUUGUGGUUUUUAAAGAUGUUAGUACACACUUUCCAGACAUUACUUCUCAUAGGUUUACAAAGUACAUAUACCUAUAUUUACAUAUAACAAAAGAUUUGUACAGAUUUGGUUCCAUGUAAUUAUAUAUAUGUAUAUUAACAAUUGUCUAAUCUAUAAAACUCUGUGCUUUCUAACCUCUUGUUAAUUCAGUAAAACUUUGCAUAUUCUAACCUCUCAUUAUACACAAUAAAACUAAACAAUAAGACCUUGUGCUUUCUAACCUCUCAUAACAAUUUUUAAGGAGGUAUGCAACACCAGAGAAAUUUGAUGUGGAUGAAAAGUUGAAGUUGAAAAUUUUCAAAUUUACUUUAUUUUGUCAAAAAAUACAGAUUUAAUAGAAAGUAAUCUGGAAAAAAAUUAAAACCCCUGCUGGACUCGAACGUGCAACCUACAGUUUAACAGUCGGUAUUCAAACCUACUGAGCUACUUGGCUAGGUAUUGAAAUUGAAAAGGAAAAGUCAAAUAUUGCUUACAUCGAUUUUUUCAUCCAUGUUUUUACAGGAAGUCAGCCAUUAUGACGAUGUAGAGUACUACCUUAAGAUAUUGUUUCUCAAAUGAUAAGAAAAAUACAAAGAUUUCAUAGUUUUUAUGGCCCUAAGAUCGAAGUUCAGGGUACACCUCAUUUUUGUCCUGCCUUUCAGGCCAUCUGAUAUGUUAAACUUACUCAUAACAUUUUAAUGGAGAGUGAUAGGACUCUCGUAUUUCAUAUGUGCAUUUCUUGUGACAAGACCUAUCUCUUGGUACCAAAGUUUUUGACCUAAUGGCCUUGACCUUGGAGUUUGACCUACUUUUAAGAAAAUAUUUUUUAUGACAAGACCUUUCAUAUAUAUAUAUAAUACCAUAAUUUUUUACUUUGUGAUCUUGACCAUGGAGUUUGGCCCAAAUUUUAAAACUUUAACCUUGCUUACAACUUUUGAAGUGUGAUUGAUAGGGUUCUCAUAUUUCUUUUGUUCAUUUCGUGUGGCAAGGCCUUUCUUUUUGUACCAAUUGUUUACCUUGUGACCUUGACCUUGGAGUUUUGCCUACUUUUAAGAAAAUUUAAUCUAAUCAUGAUCUCCUUAACUAUUUUGUAUAUAGAUUCCUUAAUAUGACAAAACCUUUCAUUUGAUUUUUGGUUUUUGUUGCCAUCAGGGGCAUAGCGUUUCACAAACACAUCUUGUUUUGAAUGUGUUGCACUCAUUAAGUGUACUAAUCGAAACAUUGAGGAAAAAUAUUUUUCAACAAAGUUGUUGUAAGUUAUGAUUAAAAACAAAAGCAUAAUAGUUUAUGAAUAUUGUAUGUUUAUGAGACAAACCUCAAUAUGACUUUGUUGAUUUCAUUAAAUGGAAGAUACGAACA
Molecule: messenger RNA, 5030 nt
Organism: Ostrea edulis (European flat oyster)
Lineage: Eukaryota; Metazoa; Mollusca; Bivalvia; Ostreida; Ostreidae
Exons: 23
Coding region: 234-3359 (1041 amino acids)
Biological process (GO): protein ubiquitination
Molecular function (GO): metal ion binding; ubiquitin-protein transferase activity
Source: RefSeq, a predicted model, not a curated record